AUGAUUCCAAGACAAGGCUAUGCGCCAACUCCUCAUAGCUAUGUACCCAAUACAAGUCUUUCAGCAAGCAUAAACCUCGACGAGGAGGUCAAGCUCACCAACACCCGUGCCGAGCGCGACCUCCAAGAAUCCCUCGCCGAACUCUUCAGCAUCAUCAUAACACUUGAUGAACUCGAAAAGGCCUUUUUGAAAGAUGCUGUCCCUGAAGCAGAGUAUACCGAGAUAUGCGAGCGAUCGCUGAGGCAGUAUAAGGCGCUGCUUGCUGAUGAGACGAUUGCGAGGGAGUUUGGAGAUCUUGAAGAUUUCAAGGCCAAGUGGGAUCUCGAAGCUCCUCGCGCAACCGAGCGCAUUCGUGUAGGAAUGCCCUCAACGACCAUCGAUCGAGCCCCCUCGGCACAAACUCCCGCCCCCACCGCAGCCAACAACACAAGCGGCGUUCUCAUUCUCGAAGCCACCCAAGAAUUCAUCACCUUUCUCGAUGCCGUUAAGCUCGGUCUCCUUUCCAAGGAUCAACUACACCCCCUUCUUUCCGACGUUAUCCAAUCGGUGAACCGUGUCACAGACAAAGACUUUGAGAACCGGGGCAAGAUCGUGCAGUGGCUUAUCACCCUUAACCAGAUGAGAGCGACGGAUGAGUUGAGUGAGAGCCAGGCGCGCGAGCUGGAGCUGGAUAUUCAGCAGGCGUAUCAGGGAUUCCGAAGGACGUUGACAUGA
This is a messenger RNA of Fusarium mangiferae, 714 nucleotides long. RefSeq lists its product as uncharacterized. NCBI's taxonomy places the organism in Eukaryota, Fungi, Ascomycota, Sordariomycetes, Hypocreales, Nectriaceae. Gene Ontology annotation, biological process: protein transport to vacuole involved in ubiquitin-dependent protein catabolic process via the multivesicular body sorting pathway. The transcript has 3 exons. The record is from RefSeq and is a predicted model, not a curated record. Gene Ontology annotation, cellular component: ESCRT I complex. Bases 1 to 714 code for a protein of 237 amino acids. Gene Ontology annotation, molecular function: protein-containing complex binding.